Molecule: messenger RNA, 10597 nt
Organism: Bubalus bubalis (water buffalo)
Lineage: Eukaryota; Metazoa; Chordata; Mammalia; Artiodactyla; Bovidae
Gene: FAM78B
Product: family with sequence similarity 78 member B
Exons: 2
Coding region: 407-1192 (261 amino acids)
Source: RefSeq, a predicted model, not a curated record
ACCGCUGCCGCCUCCUCCUCUCCGGCGAGGGGCGGGGGGCUCCGGCCCGGUGUGGGCACCACUCCUCGCAGCGCCGCUCCCCUCCCUGCCCUCCGCUAGGGCCCUGGAGCUGGCGGGGGCGCCCGCUGCCUUCUAGGAGCGCACGCUCUCCGCGCGCCCUGCGGGAGAGAGGGGGCGGGCGUGGGCGGGGGCGGGCGGGCGUCGGGGCAGCCGGGACCCCGCAAGGCGGCGAGAGGAGGGGGCUGCCUCGGAGGAUGCCCGGCGGCGGCUCCCCGCUCUUAGACGCGAGCUGAGCCGGACCCAGAGCGGGCGGCGCGUCGCCAUGCCGGUGUGACGGGCGCCCCCGGCUGCCCGCGCGGUCCCCGGCGCUGCCCCACGCCGCGCCGCGCCGGCGCCGGGCGGCAGGAUGGGCUGUAUCCAAAGCAUUACCUGCAAGGCGCGGAUCCGGCGCGAGAACAUCGUCGUGUACGAUGUGUGCGCCACCAUCGACCAGUGCCCCACGCGCAUCGAGGAGACCUCGCCCAUCGUCCUGCGCUACAAGACCCCCUACUUCAAAGCUUCGGCCCGCGUGGUCAUGCCCCCCAUCCCCCGCCACGAGACCUGGGUGGUGGGCUGGAUCCAGGCGUGCAACCAGAUGGAGUUCUUCAACACCUACAGCGACCUGGGCAUGUCAAGCUGGGAACUGCCUGACUUGAGGGAAGGGAGAGUAAAAGCCAUCAGUGACUCAGAUGGGGUGAGCUACCCUUGGUACGGGAACACCACAGAAACUGUGACUCUGGUUGGCCCCACCAACAAGAUCUCCAGGUUCUCCGUCAGCAUGAAUGACAAUUUCUACCCCAGUGUGACAUGGGCAGUGCCAGUGAGUGACAGCAAUGUGCCACUGCUCACACGGAUCAAGAGGGACCAAAGUUUCACUACCUGGCUGGUGGCCAUGAACACGACCACAAAAGAGAAGAUCAUUCUGCAGACCAUCAAGUGGAGGAUGAGGGUGGACAUUGAGGUGGACCCUCUUCAACUUUUGGGGCAACGGGCCCGGCUGGUGGGCAGGACUCAGCAGGAACAGCCCCGGAUCCUGAGCCGGAUGGAACCCAUACCUCCCAACGCACUAGUGAAGCCCAAUGCCAACGAUGCCCAGGUCCUCAUGUGGAGGCCCAAGCGGGGACCACCUCUAGUUGUGAUCCCUCCUAAGUAGAAGCAGACUGGCCUGACUGUGUGUGGAGCAUAUGCCACUGAGACACGCAGUGAGGUUGCCAGGGGUGGCAGGAGCCAAACUGAGUUUCUGAGCCAAAGCAGACCUCGUGGUUUGCCAGCCUUUGCAGCCACUUGUGAAGAGUAGAGCUGCUCCUUGGGUGGUAGAACCAUAAUCCUUAGGAAAAAUCCCUUCCUUUUAGGAAUAAAGAAAAUCGCUGCUCUGAACGACUUGAUGUGAUUACCAUGCAAGUAGCCAUAUUUUGGAGCUGACCAGGAUGAUUCUUUUAUCUGAACUAUUGACCAUUUCUUUCCUGUGAGAGGCAGGGGAUGGAAACAAAAUUAAACAGUGCCUGUGGCAAAUGCUGCUUCCCAACCAAUUAGAAGUGAGAGUGAAAACAUCCCCAUCAGGUGUUUGUAAGACAUAUGUCCCAUUGUCUAACUGGAGGGUGCUGGGGAAUGGGGCGGAAUGAAAGUGAAUGGGCAAUGGAAAGAGGAGGGGAUACCUUUGUUACUGCAAAGUAAUACCUGUGCAUGUAUUAGUUAAUCAUCAGAUCAUCAACACACUCACUGAAACGAAAGAAAUGCUAAGAAAACAAAAUAUGUUGGUUCCGUACCGAGGGAGAGCCUCCUAGGAACUGUCCAGGGUGCUGACGGUGGUUCUAGUUGAUGAUGAUGACAGCAUUUCCAUCUACCCACAUCUUUCCAGAAACUGUUUAUUCAAAGUAUCCUCAGUCACAGUAUUUGGAUAGAUAGUUUCUGAAUUCUGCAAUUGCUGUGAUAUUUGGGGCCUUCACCAUGUUUUUACUGAAACCCAAAUUGUGAUUUUGUUUGCAGCUGCUGCUUCUCUUCCCAUUACCAGCCCUAAAUUUACAAAAAGAUAAUUGUUUAUAAGGCACGAACCCAUGCAGAGUUUCAAGACCAUUUCAACAAGUAAGAAUAGUAUUUUGCUGUUACACAUUCACACAUGCAAACACACAUGCCAGCAUGAUUGCUAGCAAACCUGCUAGCUGUAUCUGCCUGUGUGCUUAUAGCUUUUAUGCACACACAGUACAUAUGCUGUGUAUCUGUGUAUGUUUAUUUUAGCUCAGUUUCACAGAAGCUCAACUUUAACUACUUGAGCAUUUGUGAGAAAGUGCUUCAUAAUGCUUACCUUCAGACUCUUAAUGAAAAUCUGAGCUACUCACAGCAAACAAACCUGUAUUGGUGAGAUCCAACCAAUAAGGAUGAGAGGCCAUAUUUCCUCGAGUCAGGACAAUAUAAGUUUUUAAAAGUAUCCAAUCUUUGCCAUAAGGAUCACCACAAAAAAGAACUUUUAAAUCGUUACAAAAGAACUUUUCCUUUUAUUCUUGAUAAUGCUAAUUUUGAUAGCUAGAUAGAUCCUCGUCCAAAACCCCCCAUGCAAAAUAAUUCUAAAACUCCCACAAUACCAUUGUGGAUUUUAUGAGUGGAUAUUGCCAGCCUGAUUUCAGAGUUGAGAAAGUUAAGGUUCGUGCAAUUAUUAUAAUCCCAUGGUUGGCUCCAUUGAUCUAUCUUUUAUCUGAGUUUGAAGAUGGAGAAUAAAAAGCAGGAAGGUUUGUUUAGUACUUUUAUUAAAAAUGGAGUUUAGUCUCAUUUACUUCAGGUUACUUCAGGUCACAGGAGUAGGUGCUUAUUUACAUGAGAAGUUUAACAGAUCCACUCCAAAUUUUAACCUCACACCCUAACCACCAAUUCCUCUCUUAUAGAUUAGUUAUUGAUGGCAAGCUGAGCUAUUUAUAACACCACAUUAAUGACACAUCAGUGACUCACAGAAGACCUGGAGACAUUCCAUUUAGAAACAGUUCAACUGUUACAUUUGGAUUUCCCUGUCCUUUCCUAUCUCUCCUUAUUUUAUGGGAGAGGUAGUCUCAGAGAGCUCCAUGGUUUAAAUACAAAGCUGCUUAAUAUUCCAUGUUGACAUCAGAAAUAGGAAUCUCUCCCUGUGAUUGAAUUAGAUGUUACCCUUAUGGAAUUCUGGAGUGUUGAUACUGAUCCUGAAAUCUAAUCUUUAUGGCCCUACUUUAAGAAAACCUGAUAUUUAAAAAUCUAAAAUUGUAACAAACAGAAGGUUAAAGAGGAAAGGUUUUUUUACAUUACAAAAUGCUACGCAAGAUUUCUGCCCAUGAGAAUAUGAUAUGACUUACACAAUUAUGUUUACACAUAGCAUAACUUUUUCCAGGGCAUAUCUGUAUUUAUAAAUGCUACAUACUUAGUUAGACGUUUUUCCCACUGAAAACUCACAUUUUCUAGAGUUUUAAAAAAAAUUACCCUGGGCAAGUUUUCUGGAAAAUUAGGUAAUAACAAAAAUGAGAGAAAUAGAUAGGAAGGUACUUAUAAAAGUUAAAGGUACUGUGCAAAUAUACAUUAUGAUUAUUGUCAGUGAUAGUGCUGUGAACUCUUAGUUGGGUGUCUCAGUUCUGAAGUCAGCCUGGCAGAAUGUUCUAUUGCUCUGUGGCCUAUUAUUUUGAAGUUAGAGUUGCUUUACAAGGAAAUAGUGUCUUUUCUGUCAUCCAUAGGUCAUUACCUUCCAGCUUAGUUGGAUUUGGCAAAGGAAAGUCUCUCCAACAAGAGUGAAUUCACCUUGAAAUCUCUGUUUGGGUCACCUCCAUCCUCCCAUCAGGCCUUUCUUUCCCUGACAGUCCCUGUGUCUGACACCAGAUGCCGUCAGUUUAAAGGGGGUCGUGCGGUGCCUCGAUUAGGUUUUAGUUGGGUAGUCUUAGUACUAUAUUUGGAUUCUAAAUACACAUACAUACCACAACAGUCUCUUAGUGGCACAAGAGUUCUUAAUUCCUGUGUGGAAAAGAGCAUUUUAUUAAGUCAUAAAUUCCUCAUAGAUUCCUUUGAGAUUUUUUUAUUCCAUAAUCUCAAGGAAAUUGAGGUCUCAUCUAUUCAGGGUCACAUCAUUCUCUGGGUCAUAAUCAGCAGCAGAGCCAAGAGAAGACCUGGGUUCCUGUAUGUCGUAUCACAGCGUGGUCACACUUACCUGAGACCCGUAGCUCUCCUCUUGGCUCCAGGCAAACCAUUGUCACAGUCCUUGAGCCAUUCACCCUCUUAGCACUAGAGACAAUCAAAUCCAUCCUUUAAAGAACAGUUAUGUCCAAGAAAUGAAUGUUCCUGAUUCUCUUUUAUCUAUACCAGCUGUUUUGAACUCUUAGUCUGGGUCUUUGCAGUGUCUUACAUUCCCAGCUUGUUGCUUUGGUCCACAGCACCCAAGAAGGUUGGAAGCUAGUUCUUUCUCUGUCUUCCUUUCCAUGGGCCUUUUUACAGUUCCCUCUUUUCUGAAGCUAGGAAUAUCUCACAGGUCAAAAUCAUGUUCUCAGCAGUCAUUCUGAGCAGUAAAAUAAAAUAACUAUGAUUUAUGAAGUAGUUUACAAAAGACUUCCACAUGCAUUUUUUCAUCCCCAGACAGUCUUAGGAGUGUAACAGUAAGUUGAGAUCCACCAAGGUUAAGUGGAUAGGCACACAAAUAGAAAAUGUGGGGAGUUGGGAUUCAAACUGAGCCACUUGGCUCCACAUCUCUCACCAUGACGCUAUACUGUGGCGCCUCCUGGGUUGUUCCCUGCCUGGAGAGCACAGAAGAGAAGGAAGGGGAAAACAGGUCACUUUCACCUACACAGUCAUGUAGUCCCUACCCAUCAACUAAGUGGGCAUAUUAAACUAAGAGAAGUAACACUGUUUUCUUAUGCAGAAAACUAUGCAAUCCACAAGGAGAUUUGCCCAGAAAAAAUUCCUGCCAGGGGCUGCAGUGUGGGUGAGCUGGCUGUCACUCACCAGCUUUUAGCACACUAUUGGUAAUCAGUGGAGUAGGAAAUCUACUCUCCUGGUCUCAGAAUCCCUGAAACACCAAGAGCACAAAAGGGGGAGGAAAGCAAGCAUCCCACAGCUGAGGUCGCAGCUGAGCAAGGCCCUGCCACCCGCCACCUCUCAAUGCAGCAGGACCAGCCCAUGGGGCGGAGGCACUGGAAACAAUGGCUUUCCAAGCUCCAGUUGGCACAUUGACUAUUCUUGUUAGAACUGAGGGCACAAUUAAACAUUGCCAGAGCCAGCUCCCAACUGAGUUGCAAAAAAAGAUGUAAACACACACACACACACACACAGACCUGCUACACUCACACAUGCUUCAAGCUGAAAAGAAAAUUAAUCAAAACCCCAAUGAAUGCCUGAACUCUAUAAUUAAGCCUAAAUGAUCCUUACAUAGAAAGGGAGCGGAGUGAGCUAGCUCAGUGCCCAGAGAUAUUUUUACCCCAGAGUCUUAUUGCCAUUAGUUUCUUUUGAGAUCUUGAGUACGUCUGGUUCCAGUUUCUUAGUUAGGACAUCUGCCUAUGGAAGGCCUUCAGAAGAGUUGCCAGCUCAGUGACUAGAGGACAGCGAAGGUUGUUUGGCCAUUUUUAAACACUCAUAAGAAUGCCUCUGGAGAGAUGGAGUCCUGCUGCUUACCUUGGUUAGCCAUGCUCCCUUCCAUGAUGGAUCCCGUUACUAAUUAACCUCAGUCCUCCUAACAAUUCCUUUGAGGUCUACAGCACUUUACAGCUUACAAAGGGUGCUUUCUUCCCUUUACAUAGAGUGUAAAACAUCUCUAUUCAAGUUAGAAAUUCUUAGUAUUGGUCUAAUCCUUAUAUUCUUAUUAACAACAAUAAUUCCCAUUUGAUUAGUUUGUUGCAGUUUGCAUAGCACAGACACAAAUACUUUUUGAUUUGAUUCUCAACAAUCUUGUAAGGUCUAAUUUAUAUCCCCAUUUUACAGAUGAGAGACUUGAAGGUCAAGUGGCCUGUCCAAGGUCACACUACUACCAAUGGUGCUCUUAAGAUUUGAAUUUCAGUCUUCUGGCUCCUCCCCUUUCCUCCACUCUCAUGGAGCAUUUUCUCCACUGCUAUUCCUCAGGAGGGGUGACUCACUUGCAGGGGAAGUCUGUGCACAGCCGCCCUAAUUGAUCUCUGGGUGCACUUUGACCAGGCAGUGUAAACUCUCCUGAGGAAUCUGGGUUCAGCAGUCUUAGGCUCUGUGUUUUCAGUGACUUCUCUCUUCUUCCAUGUUGGAAAGGAGGCCUACUUGGGUGCUCUGAGGUCAGAGGCCAGAGCCCAGGGCCUCUGAAUGACCUGAAUCUUCUAAACCCAGCUGAUGAACUAGACCAUCAACAAAUCAUGUCAUUCAUCUCAGCCUGUUUCCUCCUUUGCUAACUGAGCCGCUAACACAGCCCAGCCAACAUUGUAGUCAGGAAGACACAGUGAUGUGAUGUCUGGAAACACUCCAAAAUGUCUGAAGUGCUGCCUGAUGUAAGGUCUUGUCGUGUCAGUAGAAUCAUGGGGUCCAGGAAGAGUUGCAGGCUCUCAAGCCCCAUCAGAUUGGAAGCCCAAGACCAUCUCAGGGAAGCCCACUGUCCCUGCCAGGGGAGGCCUGGCUUUGUUGGGAAUGGUGGGGAUCUCGAGUUCACCCUGCCCCCAGAUAUCUUGUUGGUGAGGCCUGGACCCUGGCAGGCAAGGAAAGAAAGCAGAUCUCUACAUAGCCCUGUAGAAAGCAGCUCUAGGAAGAAUUUAUAGCUGGAACUCCAAGAGAUCUUUCAGAAAGGAAAAGAGGCUGAUCAAAUCUGGGCCAGACUUGAAAUCCCAAAAUGAUUUGCCUAUUUAAACCUCCUACAGAAGCCAGCCAAGGACAGCUACAUUUUUCCUAUCAUGGGCUCAGGCAAAAAAUACAGAGGGGAAAAUUAUUCUUAUUAUUAUAUGUAUACAUAUCUUUAUGUGGGUCUCCACUGGCCUGUCUGUCUCUACACAUUUCCCAUCUCUACAAGAUGCACCAGAUCUUGGCUGGGACUCCAAGUUUGUAAUGUUACAGAUUUGGUCACAUGGGUGCACAUAAAAGGAGGAAAUACUUCUUCCUACACUGCCCCCCACCCCCCAAGCUGUCUCACCACGCUGGAAAUAUAAUUGGCUAUGGCCCCUCUCUCUGCCUGCCCUGCCUGUUAAGGCCCUAUUCCACAUGCCCCACCCUGGACCAGCCACAGAGCUUGCUUCAGGGCUGCUUCCCAAGGUCCCCUGCUCCCACAUCCCAAUCUGUGCCUCACUCCCAGGUUGGCCGCACCACAGAAUUUCUGGGAUGAAAGGCAAUUUUGCUCAGCUGGAUAGUGAUCCCAAAAAGAACCUACUAUCUUUUCUCAACAAAACAAACAUGAAGUCAGGCCUUUGGGCAGCAGGUCACAUGGCCAUGCAAAGGAGGCUCUUCUCUGCCUCCCACUCCUAUCUGUCCUUCACUAACCCAGAAAAUGUGGCCUGACCCUUAAAACAGCUGAAUACUGGGUCAGAAAUGCCCAAGAGAAGGGAAAAUAGACGUUCAACUUAUAGGAGAAGGGAGAAGGCCAAGACGCAGCCUAGCUGCAUGCAGACCUCCCUGGGGAUUGUGAGGGGCUCUGAUAGUGCACAUGAAGCAUCUGAAUAGAGAGAUGGCUAAGCAUGGGGGCUGGGCUCAGACUGGCUGAGACCCCACAUCACUGGGAGCAAGGAGGAUACAAGAGAGAGGAUGGAAUGCUUUACUUCCAGCCAGACAUAAACCAACCAAGGUGCCUGCCCUGGAAAAUCUAAGAAGGCACUCACUCCUGUUUGCAAACACUCAUUCUGCAUCUGCUGAGAGGGAGGCCCCUUCAGUGUCUGCCCUGGGCACCCGGAUUGCUCACCCCAGGCCCAGCCCUGUUUCAUGCCUUCUUCUAUGCAUUGUUCUCUUCACAGGAAGAGCAGAUAUGGGAAGGUACUGUGAGUUCCUUCUGGAGACUCACUCUUAAAACAAAUAUUUAUAAGAGGUGUUCACUCUUGUAGGCUAAACAGAGUCUGCAGAUAGACAAUAUUCACAGGAAACUUCAGGAGCUACUCAUUUUCCCUUUGGAGUCACACAUCUCAGAAAACCCAGGGACCUUGGCAAGAGGUCCCUUUGUCUGUCUGGCCCAAGAGAUCAGUAAGGAUGGGUAAGGAGACAAGGCAGCACUCUGUCAAGCUCUUUGAGCUCUUCCAAGGAAAGGCAUUGGGGAAAACCUACAGCUGCAUCAGUGCAUACAUGGCUCUGGUGAUGAGAGGAGCAGCUGAUCAUCUCUCCAUCUGCUCUCAUCCCCUCACCCCCCUCUUCAAACCAAUUAGACUAUUCCACACAGACAUGAUCCAGUGAAAUAUUAAUUGGAAAAAUAACAGGAAAGAUAAUACAUGCACUUCAGGCUGAGAACUAUUUCAUUAAACUGGGCUUAGAAAGCAAGACAGCCAAUUAGAUUAUUUCCCACUUCAUUCCCUCACAUACCAGAAACUAUAGAAAGCUAUUAUUACUAAUUAAUUAGGAAAGAAAGGACUCUGUGUGUGCAUAUCCAAUGAACAGGGACCAAGGCACUAUCCCACCUACCUCUCCAUGCACAGUGCUUAUGCAUACACACAGUGUACAUACAUGCGCAUGCGCGUGUGCACACACACACACACACACACACACACACACACACAUCAGGGACUAAAGACUCACUAUCUCACCGGAAGAAAUAACAAGAAAAUACCACCUCCGAAAAGCCAUUCACAAUAGCAAAGAGAAAUGCUAUCUUUGGGCGUGUUUAUCGUAAAGGAAAUGGGCCAUUUCUUAUGAGAGAAUGCUGCUAAGUCACUUUAAUCGUGUCCAACUCUGUGUGACCCCAGAGACGGCAGCCCACCAGGCUCCUCUGCCUUUGGGAUUUUCCAGGCAAGAGUACUGGAGUGGGGUGCCAUUGCCUUCUCCAUAUGAGAGAAUAACCAACUCUAAACUCAGUUGGAUUCCAAACUUUCUGCAGCCAGAACAAUCUUGUCUUUUCCUCUUCAGUAGAGAAAGAGUCAUUUCCCAAGCCUAUUUCAAGUGCUCAGGAGGUCUUCUGGAUGCAGAAACCUGAUAUUGGCCUGAUAUUGAAUUGACUUUAUUAGGCAAGACUUCUCAUACAGAUCACCUGCACUUUUCCAUCUAUAAAAUGGGAAGAAAACCUGUCCUCAGUGCCACAGUCACUCCUUUAAAGUUUUUAGGUUUGUGGGAGCACAUUGACAGAGAACUCUAAGCUUCUUGUGCCUUGCCUUGGGGAAAAUUGGUAGAUGAAACUCAACUAUGUAGUUGAAAAAAAUUUUUGUGCAAAAAUUAUGCUAAUCUAAAGGCAUCCUUAUUGUAUAACUAAUAUAACAGGAAUAUGAUAAUAAAUAUAAUAGUCAUAUAAAGUGGUCAUCACGAUGAUGUGACUUUUGCACACAAGUAUCUCUCCACUGUGGUCCAUGAGCAGUAGACAGAUUCCGAGGUUGUCUCCAAGCCUCUGCACACCUGUAUCCACUCAGUACCCCACUCUUCCCCAUCACACACCAUAUGUGUCACUCUGUGGCAUGCGUGACAUCAAAGGCUGGCAGAGCCCAGCACAAUCAGUCUCUCACUGCAGGAAGGGGAACUGGCAUUCAUUGACGAUAGAGCAUGGCAGUUAUUCCAGAGCACAAGAUGAAGGGAGGGACAGUUUCCAGAAUGGCUUCUAAGCUCUUAAGUCCCUAUUUGUAUAUAUAAUGGGGUUGUCUGCAAACUUCAAACAGUUGGAACACGUUUAUUUCACCAUCUCUAUAAGAAUUUGAGAUUUUGUUUUUCUUUCUGAAACUGACACCAUGCCUAAAAUCUGAAUGCAACAGUGUUCAUUUGGAAUCACAAAAACUCAUUGUGCCAUUAUAGUAGUACAUUGCUAUAACCAACCCUGCCUAUCAACAAUCCAAUGAUACAAAGCAUAAACAAAUGGUCAGGAAAGCAAGAGGAGGAUGUCCAAUGCUUGGAUUUAUCUCAAAGAAACUCCUUUCAUGCAUUCAAAAAUACCCUUUUUAUUUUAAAAAUUUGGUUCCCUUCUUCUUUAGGACCACAACUUACCAUAUAUGCAAGUACUCCCCAAAAAUAGUCUUUUAAAAAAAAGGAAAAUUGAUCAACAACUUUAAGUUGAGUAAUACAGAUUCACAUUCAAAAUGUUUGAGCAAAGCUCGAAUAUAUGCCCAUGCACAGGUAUACUGGGAGGGCCAUAGAUAGAGUUCUGGUGAAUCAGCUAUUCUUACAAAUUACCUUGUGCCUUUGGAUGCUGAGAACCAAAGCCAUGGAGGGUCUGGAAUUCCCACCCAUUUCUGUAGACCCUUUUGUGCCUUGCUAAUGGGUUACAUUUAUAGAUGAUCUAGAAUCUAAUAUUGUUUUUGCUUAAAAACCACAUAAAUACUAUAGACUGUCUUGACAGAGCAAUGCAUAUGUAAAUAAGUACUCAUAAUUUUGCAUAAAAAUCUCAGGGUCAUUGUCUCCUUGCAAUCUAUUUACGAAGCCCAGGUUAUAAACAUCUGCUUUUAAGGAAAAACAUUCUUUGGCCACUGUCUUAAUGCCCAUUUUAUUUACAUGUCUCCAUGUC